Messenger RNA from Prunus armeniaca (apricot), 303 nucleotides. Lineage: Eukaryota; Viridiplantae; Streptophyta; Magnoliopsida; Rosales; Rosaceae. The record is from the annotation of a GenBank genome assembly.
AUGCGUAUGCUUGCAUAUGGUACGACAGCUAACCUUAAUGAUGAUUACUUGAAGAUAGUAGAGACCACAUCCUUUGAAGCUUGCAAGAGAUUCUAUCAUGCAGUCAACAACUUAUACGGAGCUGAAUAUCUUCAUAAACCAACGAGGGCGAACCUACAAAAACUGCUCCAAAAAGCUGAGGAACAAGGGUUUCCUAGCAUGCUAGGAAGCCUUGACUGCAUGCAUUGGGAGUGGAAAAACUGCCCAAUGUCACACCAUGGGGCACACAUGGGCCACCAUGGUCGUCCAACCAUAAUCCUUUAA